Prunus persica (peach) is the source of this 1602-nucleotide messenger RNA. Its product is annotated as probable aldo-keto reductase 2. NCBI's taxonomy places the organism in Eukaryota, Viridiplantae, Streptophyta, Magnoliopsida, Rosales, Rosaceae. Gene Ontology annotation, cellular component: cytoplasm. The record is from RefSeq and is a predicted model, not a curated record. The transcript is spliced from 5 exons. The coding region runs from base 283 to 1314 and encodes 343 amino acids.
UGGCUUCCGCAUCAGCCAUGACGCUUGCUGCACCUAUGUGGAUGCAUGAUUUGUCCAAAUAUUCAUUGGCAGGCUCACCAGACAUUCUAAUAGUCUAGUAUUUGUGCACAGUUCCCUGAAAGAAAUUUGAAAAGAGAGAGAGAAGAAAAAAAAAAGCAUCGAUGGGAGAGAUGAUCUGGCGCCGGCACGUUUGAAUUGUUUCAGAUUGGCCAGCUCGUUUGAAGUUUUCACUUUCUGCAAUUAUAAAUAUACGAACCAAACUGAAACAACCACAGAUAGCAAAUGGCAGGAGGAGUGAGGAGGAUCAAGUUGGGUUCACAAGGCCUUGAGGUCUCUGCUCAAGGCCUGGGAUGUAUGGGCAUGUCUGCCUUCUAUGGCGCUCCGAAGCCCGACGCAGACAUGAUCAGUCUCAUCCACCAUGCCAUUGACUCCGGCGUCACCUUCCUCGACACCUCUGACAUAUACGGCCCCUUCACCAACGAAAUUUUGCUUGGCAAGGCUCUGAAGGGAGGGGUAAGAGAGAAGGUUGAAUUGGCCACCAAGUUUGGCAUCCACUUCGCAGAGAAGAAGAUGGAGGUGCGAGGUGACCCUGCCUAUGUGAGGGCUGCUGCUGAGGAUAGCUUGAAGCGCCUUGGUGUUGAUUCUGUUGAUCUCUAUUAUCAGCAUCGGAUUGACACCACUGUCCCCAUAGAAGUCACGGUAGGGGAAUUGAAGAAACUAGUUGAAGAGGGUAAGGUGAAGUACAUUGGCCUAUCUGAGGCCUCAGCUUCUACAAUAAGAAGAGCACAUGCUGUUCAUCCAAUUACAGCUGUGCAGUUGGAGUGGUCCUUGUGGUCGAGAGAUGUCGAGGCAGAAAUAGUUCCUACUUGCCGGGAACUUGGCAUUGGUAUUGUUGCUUACAGUCCUCUAGGGAGAGGAUUCUUUUCAUCAGGGGCUAAGUUUGUCGAAAACCUCUCCCAGAAUGAUUCUCGAAAGCUUCACCCCAGGUUCCAACCCGAAAACGUAGAGCAUAAUAAAACACUAUUCGAGCGGGUUAGUGAUCUUGCUGCAAGGAAAGGGUGCACCCCAUCUCAGCUAGCACUGGCCUGGGUUCAUCAUCAAGGAAACGAUGUGUGUCCGAUACCCGGAACCACCAAGAUUGAGAAUUUUAACCAGAACAUUGGUGCUCUCUCUGUGAAACUGACACCAGAAGAACUGGCUGAGCUUGAAUCUUUUGCUUCGGCUGAUGCCGUUAAAGGUGACAGAUAUCAGAAUGACGUUAGUACUUGGAAGAACUCUGAAACUCCUCCAGUGUCUUCAUGGAAAGCCGCAUGAGCAUGUGUCUUUUGUCAUGUCAUAAUGCUUCUUUGUACCUCAUGAGCUUUGUGAAUUUCCUUACCGUUAGGAGUUAUGUUAUGACUGACUUUGAGACGUUGGUCAUUUUGUGCACAGAUUUCAUCAUGUCGUAUGAGUAUCUAAAAGUAUGAAAUAAUCUGGGGUCAAGCGAAGUUUUUCAUUUUAUUUCUUUGACUUAAUUUUCUUUGUCACCAAAAGAAUGACAUUGCUUGUCAAGAAACCAAAACUAGGGUUUUGUUUUCUAAUUUUCAUGUGGGUUGAAACAUA